AUGUUAAAAACAAUUAGUAAUCAUAUAUUAACUACAAGUAGUGAAGGUAGUAGUGGUGGUGGAAGUAGUGGUAAUGAGGCUGAAGAUAUAAGUAGUGGUAGUGGUAGUAGUGGUAAUAAUUUCAUUUCUACAACUUCAAGUAGUGAUGAAGAUGAAGAUCUUGAUGAUAAAGAUAAAAUAGAUAGUAUUAGUAAUGAUAAAAAAAAAAGUCACAACUCAAAUCAUUAUUUAAUACAUUUACAAAAUAAGAUAAAACAACAAAUAGAUAAACAGAAAAAACAAAAAUCAAUCAAUUUAAAGAGUUCCAAACAACAACAACAACAAAGGAGUGGAAGUUUAAAUUCAAAGAAAAAAGUAAAUUUAACAUUACAAGAUCAUUAUAAUCAUCCUAUUACAUGUGAUUCUUUACCAAACAAUUUAUAUGGAUUGACAUUUGGUCGUAUGUUUAAUCAUACGAUCCAACCAAAUACACUUCCAGGAAAUCUAAAGUCUUUGGUCUUUGGUUAUAGUUUCAAUAAACCUUUACAAGCCGGUUCACUUCCAGUCUCUUUAAAGUCACUCGUAUUUGGUGCUUCAUUCAAUCAACCGAUCUUUCAGAAUGUAUUACCACCUUCCUUGGUAUCACUGACAAUGGGUAUCACUUUUAAUAAGCCAUUUUCACCGGAUGCCUUUCCAGCUUCACUACGGACACUGGUUUUCUCUGACAAAUUCCGAUUCCCUUUGAUCUUACCACCGAAUCUAGAGUCACUUACAUUGGGUCGUUGGUAUACCGAGGAAAUUCAGCUAUGCCCAUCACUAAAGCAUAUAAAGAUUGGAGAUGAAUCUUUCAAUGACCUCGCUGUAAAUGAAUACUGUGUAAUGACAAAGGAUUUCGCAUAUGAUGUCACUGUGAUCGAUGAUCAACUCGAUUUUAUCGAUAUCACAAACGAUACCUAUGAGAAAUGUCUAUCGAUAGUAGUAACCAAAGAAGGAUCCACCUCUGACAAUCAUCUAUUCACUAUCAAUCUCAAUAGCUCUCAUUCCAUUCAGUGUAUGCCAGAGGUUGGAUGUUGUUGGGUAUCAGUGUUCCUCGAGAAUAAAGAGUCCAAGAAAUAUCUUGAAAUCUUUUCAAGUGUCAAAGUUCCCAAAGGUAGUUCCUUUAGAUUCAGUCACAAGUAUCAGAUCAUCGAUAAAAGUAAAUCGGAUCACUAUCAACAAACACCUUACGACAUCACUCAUCUCUAUGCAACAGUCGAACUAAAUAAUCAACUUUUCUAUAAAAUGAAAAGAUUUGAUAAUGGUUCAAAUAAAGUAUAUUUAAUAAUGUCACAUGAUACAAAAGAAUUGUUAAUAUCUAAAGAAGUAUGGUAUUCAAAAUUCUGUCAAAAACGUUAUGAUAGAAUAUUUCAAGAGAUUGAAGCAAUGAUAACAUUAAGAGGAUCUCCAAAUAUUGUACAAUAUAUAACUUAUAGUCAUGAUAGAGAGAAUCAAGUUGUUUAUAUAUUAAUGGAAUAUUGUGAAGGUGGUGAUUUACAUCAACGUUUAUCCGAAAAACAUAAAUGGAAUGAUCAAUUUCAUGUAUUACAUUCAAAUCAUAAUCUUAAUUUAUCAAUGUUGGAAAUAAGUUGUCAAUAUUUCAAGGAAGAAGAAAUAUGGAAUUAUUGUACAGAGCUGUUGGAGAUUCUAACUGUAUUGGAUAAACAUUCAAUUAUUCAUUGUGAUAUUAAACCUGGUAAUUUAUUUUUCAAAAAUAAUCAAUUAAUGUUGGGUGACUUUGGAUGUUGUAAAAUUCUAUCAUUAGAUGAUUCCGAUGAUAGUAUCGAUAGUUCAUCAUCAAAUGAUAGUUUAAAUGUUGGUACUUUUGGUUAUUUAGCUCAAGAAUUAGAAUUACAAUUAGAAAUAGAUGGUAGAGCUGAUUUAUAUUCUGUUGGUUCAACAAUAUUAAGAUUAUUAUCAUGUCAUCCAGAAGAUAGUAAAAAUCAUUCAUUAAUUGAAAGUCAAAGAGAUAAUGUGGUUAUUUCAACUACAAGAUAUUCAUUGGAUUUAAUUGAAUUUGUUAGAAGUUUGUUGGUAGCAAAGAGAGAGGAUAGAGCAACACUUCAAAAGAUAUUGAGACAUGCACAGAUUGGUGAAAAACGUAAAUCAUGGACCUAUUACUUUGAUAUCCCAAUUAAAUAUCCAAUCACUCAUUCAAUCACCAAGUUGACUUUUACUCAUAAUUUCAACCAACCAAUACCACCAGGUACUCUACCAAACACACUCAGAGUGUUAGAGUUUUUGCGAUCCUAUAAUCAACCUAUCGAAUCCAAUGUACUACCAGAGUCUCUGGAAAAGUUAAAACUCUGUGGAUUCUUUGAUAAAUACAUCCCGAAAGGUGCACUUCCAUCGAAUCUCAAGGUACUUCAAUUUGGUGAUGAAUUUAGUAACAAAAUCGAAAAGAGAGCUCUCCCCAAUUCACUUGAAGUACUUAUAUUUGGCAAGUCAUUCAAUCAUAAACUUGGAAGACUACCUAGUAGCCUCAAAAAGUUGACUCUUAGUUUUCAUUAUCGUAUUCCUCUAAAGAAAUCUAUAAUACCGAAAACAUUAAAACAAAUAACAUGCAGACUCUCCAUUGUCAAUCAAAAAAUAAUUAAUCGUAAUAAUAUUGUUCAUUUUAUAAUUUGGAGAAAUAAAAAAUAUUAA
Messenger RNA from Heterostelium album PN500, 2661 nucleotides. RefSeq names its product FNIP repeat-containing protein. Gene Ontology annotation, molecular function: protein kinase activity; ATP binding. The coding region runs from base 1 to 2661 and encodes 886 amino acids. The record is from RefSeq and is a predicted model, not a curated record. NCBI's taxonomy places the organism in Eukaryota, Evosea, Eumycetozoa, Acytosteliales, Acytosteliaceae. The transcript is spliced from 5 exons. Gene Ontology annotation, biological process: protein phosphorylation.